Messenger RNA from Pleurotus ostreatus (oyster mushroom), 2766 nucleotides. RefSeq lists its product as uncharacterized. The coding region runs from base 1 to 2766 and encodes 921 amino acids. Gene Ontology annotation, molecular function: beta-mannosidase activity. The record is from RefSeq and is a predicted model, not a curated record. The transcript has 15 exons. Gene Ontology annotation, biological process: glycoprotein catabolic process; carbohydrate metabolic process. Lineage: Eukaryota; Fungi; Basidiomycota; Agaricomycetes; Agaricales; Pleurotaceae.
AUGCUAAACACAGUACUUGACAAGGGGUGGUUUUGGAAACAAAGGCAAGAUUCUAUCGCGGAGGUAGUGAAAGAAUUAGGCCAUGGGUUACCGGACGACAGCCAUGAUGUCUCUCGAGGGAGCAUUAUUGGUGGAUGGCAACUCGCGGUGGCGUUUCCAAGCGAGGUUCACGUUGAGCUCUUGAGGAGUCAGUGGAUCCCCCAUCCAUUCGUUGCAUUCAACGAACACAAAGUUCAAUGGAUCGGCGAGGUAGAGUGGCUGUAUUAUUGCACCUUCAAGGGGCCAAGGCUAGAACUGGGGCAGUGCUCAGAAUUAAUAUUCGAAGGGCUUGACACUGUCUGCGAUGUCUAUUUGAAUCAAAGCAAAAUCAUAUCGGCGGAUAAUAUGUUUCGUACGUAUACUUAUUUGCUUGACGGUGAAGAACCGGCCACAUCCUCGCAACAAAACACCCUACUGCUGCACUUCAAGCCGGCCAAGAAGCUCGCUAAGGCAGAAGAGGAGAAGUAUGGCAAGGUGCGCGCCGGAUCGACCAAUCUGGGGGAUCCUAGCCGUGUAUAUUUACGGAAGGCCCAAUAUGACUGGCGAUGGGAUUGGGGCCCAGAGUUGAUGACUUGCGGACCAUAUAGAUCGAUCCGGAUCGAAACGUACCUCGCAAGGAUACAGGAAGUCCAACCAUGCAUCACAGUUCACUUCCCAGAGUCCUCUUCGAGUACGUUCGUUGCAAGAGUCGGCGUCAACGCGGUUGUGCAAGGCGAUUUCAAUAAGGACUACGCCAUCGUAGUGUCGCUGAACCACCUCAACGGUAGGACCAUUAGGACGGCAAGACAAGAAAUCCCCCACAAGACGGAGAAGCUGAAGAAAGUGUCUCUAAAGGGCAUAGUUGAUUGGAGCCUCAACGAUGAUAACAUACGACUUUGGUGGCCCGUGGGGUAUGGCACUCAAUCGCUCUAUAGUCUAGAGGUCGAUCUGGUUCUCCUCAAAACUGAUGAAGUCAUUCAUCAAAUCACAAAACGCAUAGGAUUUCGCUCGGUCUCACUCGUGCAAGAGCCGCUGAAGGAACCUGAUCAAUAUGGUACAGGCUCAACCUUUUUAUUCGAGAUCAACCGUGUUAGGAUGUUCAUGGGCGGGUCGAACUGGGUUCCCGCUGACAAUUUCCUCACAACUAUUACACCUGAACGGUACCGUGCAUGGCUGACCUUACUCGUUAAGGGGAAUCAGAAUAUGGUACGCUUAUGGGGAGGAGGUGUCUAUGAACCCGACGUCUUCUACGAUAUUUGUGAUGAACUUGGCAUUCUUGUUUGGCAAGACUUUCAGUUCGCCUGUGGAGUCUACCCGGCACACGAUGAAUUUGUGGAGAAUGUGCGAAAGGAAGCGGAGGAUAAUGUAAGACGGCUACGGCAUCAUCCGUCGAUCGCCUUGUUCUGCGGGAACAACGAAGACUAUCAGCAGGUUCUGCAGUGGGGCGGGAUCGACACCCUCCCAGCACGGAAGAUUUACGAGGAAGUAUUGCCUGCUGUUGUUUCUGGGCUCACUGAACCACCCAUACCGUAUCACCGUGGGUCUCCUUACGGAGGUAAAGGAUGGAACACCAGCGACCCCACUAUCGGAGAUGUACAUCAAUGGAAUAUCUGGGGAGGCAAGGAGCUGCCAUACCAAAGCUACGAUGAACUCGGAGGGCGUUUCGUUAGUGAGUUCGGCAUUCCAUCAAUGCCAAGCAUGAAGACCAUUGAAUCGUGGAUGGAGGGUGCCGCCGAAUCCGAUUGGCACCCACAGUCAAUAUGGAUGGCGCAACAUACCCGAGCGGGCAGCUUUGAGCGAAGAUUCGCCAUUCUCAUGAAUGAGAACUUCCGCAUGACGAGCGACUUCGAGACUUACCAAUACACUACACAGUUGAUGCAAUCAGAGGCGACGAGCUACGCCUAUCAGUCAUGGCGAAGGAAAUGGCGCGGAAAGGGCAAGGAAUACACGGCCGGCGCUUUGAUAUGGCAGCUCAACGACUGCUGGCCGGUAACAUCCUGGGCGAUAGUGGAUUACUACCUCAGACCAAAGCCAGCUUACUACACCAUCUCACGUCAGCUUGCAGAGGUGGCAGUCGGCAUAACAAGAACGGUCAUCCAGAAUCGCGACCACGACAGGCCUCGUCAGUUCUACGAGUUUGGGGCGAUACAAUCGCAUGGCGCCCGCAUUGACAUCUGGGGAAUGAACAGCUCAUUGCAGUUGAUUGAUGCUGAACUUGAACUAUAUUGUGUCGAUCUCAAUUCUGACUGGUUUCACAAGGAGACCCGUGGAGUACAUUUGCUUCCAAACCAAUCAACCGAACUCAUCUCCAUGCCGUGCCCCGGCCCCCCGAAGGCCAGCGCCCGUAAGGAUGCUGAUCCGUACAAAGUCCCCGAAUGGACCAGCACCAGCUCUGUUAUAGUCAGCGCCCGCCUUAUCAACCCAUCCACCGGGGAAGUUUUGGCGCGACACGCAGAUUGGCCUCAGCCUUUCAAAUACCUGCGAAUCCCCGAUCCUAAAAUAACGGUGAAGGUAGAUGCUGUGAAAGAGGAAUUACGUGUUAGCGUUGACAGACCCGCGAAGGGGGUCUUCUUCAACAUCGAUGGUGGAGGGACGGAAAGUCAAGAAUUUGGUGAUGGGAUCCUUUGGAGCGAUAACGCACUGGAUAUGAUGCCUGGCGAAAAUCGAAUCAUCAAAGUAAGUGGGUUGAGGAAUAGGCGUAUCUACGUGACAUAUCUGGGGAAGGAGAAACCCAGCCUGGUGCAAUGA